This is a messenger RNA of Auanema sp. JU1783, 645 nucleotides long. The record is from the annotation of a GenBank genome assembly. NCBI's taxonomy places the organism in Eukaryota, Metazoa, Nematoda, Chromadorea, Rhabditida, Rhabditidae.
AUGCCUUUCUAUACUCCAUUGCCUGGAGGAGCUAAUGACGGAUCCGAACUCGUUAUUUCGGGAACUCUAACAGCUGGAUCAAACAAUGGAUUUGUGAUUGAGUAUCAAUCAAACGAAGGAGUUGCUUUACAUUUCAAUGUUCGUAUGGGAUUCUUGGUUGGAUCUGAGAGAGCUAUCGUAUUGAACAAUAAUCGUGGUGGAAGAUGGCAAAGCGAACAACGUCAAAUGAACAUGUUGGUUCCAAACCAGUAUAUCAGCAUGUCAAUCCAAACAUCCUAUGACAAAUAUAAUAUAACGAUUAACGGAAGUUACUUAUGUUCAUUCUUCCAUCGUGAAAGCCCUUCGAAUGUACACACACUUCAAAUUCGAGGCGACAUCCGUCUUGAUCGUGUCCAAUUGACAAACUUUGCCGAUUCUAAACAAACUAUCAUUGUGCAACAACAACAACCAACAGUUGUGGUCGCAGCUCCAGUAAUAAGACCUCCACCAACUACUGUCGUGGUUGCAGCGCCAGCUCCACAACCUACUGUUGUGAUCGCACCUCCUCCUCGUCCUGCUCCGACUAUUGUUAUAGCUCCAAGACCUAGAGCUCCUUUAGUCGAGGUUGUUAUUCCAAGAAAUAGACACCAUCAUCAUCGUCAUUGA